UCCGGCAGUUUCAGUUUAGCGUGUAUGUUUGUUUCUGAUGUGAUGACGGUCAAUAAAAAUACCUUGGAGUUAGCAAACUGCGGAAGAAAAAUAUUUUAAAAUGUAUUUUGUUUUAUGAAAAUAUCAAAGAAAUAUGAAAAACUGAUUGUUGAGUGAGUGAUUGAAACGAUUUGUCGUUGUGAACGUCUCGUCAAAAUGGGUACGUCCGCCGAGGGUGAGAACAAAUACGCCGGAAACACCCGAGCCAGGCGGAAUGCGAAUGACUUCAUGUUUGGUAAAUUAAUAGGCGAAGGCAGCUUUAGUGUAGUUUAUUUAGCUAAAGAUGUACACACAUCUAAAGAAUGGGCAGUAAAAGUCUGCGAAAAAAGGCAAAUUAUCCGCGAGCGUAAGCAGGAAUAUGUGAAACGUGAACGAGAAGCACUUAAUAGAUUAAGCGGUCUACCCGGAUUUCUUAACUUGUUUUGUACGUUUCAAGAUUCGUCAAAGUUAUAUUUUGUGAUGACUUUUGCUAGGAAUGGAACAUUAUUGCAAUUGAUGGAGAGAGUGAAACAAUUCGACAUGGACUGUGUUCGAUUUUAUUCAGCGCAAAUUCUACACGCAAUCGAACAAAUGCACGAGCAUAACAUUAUACACAGAGAUCUAAAACCAGAGAAUAUACUGUUAGACGAAAAAUUUCACAUUAUGAUCGCAGAUUUUGGAUCAUCUCGCAUAGAUGGCAUGAAACAUGAUAAUAUAAGUAGUGACGAGAAGGAGGAAAGCGCAUCUGAAUCUGACGAACAGUCCGCUCCGUCGCAGCGAAAACGUCGAAGCUUUGUGGGAACAGCGCAGUAUGUUUCACCUGAAAUCCUCAAAGGGAAAGAUUCUACAAAGGCGUCAGACAUAUGGUCCUUUGGAUGCAUUUUGUAUCAAAUGAUAGCAGGGUUUCCGCCCUUUCAAGGACCCAAUGAUUAUUUGAUAUUUCAGAAGAUUACUAAGCUAGAAUUAAUCUUUCCAAAUGACUUUGACCAUAUCGCUGCUGAUUUGAUUGAAAAGCUUCUCGUAUUGAAUCCCCAGAAAAGGUUAGGCGUAAAGGAUAAAUCGCCGUACGAUAGUAUACGAAACCAUUUAUUCUUGGAAGGUAUAGACUUUUUAUCAAUACGGAAGAUGAGUCCACCAUUUUUAAUUUCUGCUCUAUUAAGUGGUGAAUGUACCAAAGAAGACUCUACCCUCGACGUAUAUGACUUCCCGGAUAACAUAAAGCCUGGUUUAGAUAAUGAACAAAUUACAAGAUUGCUAGGACAAGAUUGGUUGAAAAUCGGAACACCAUCGACGGAGACUAAUUCAUCAUCAGUGGAUAAAGUCUUGAAAAUCCCUGCUAGCGAUGAUGAAAAGUCCUCAAUGCUAGAAGAGCAAGAAUCCGACGAAUGGCAUACAUUUGCCGAAGGGGAACUGAUUCUUAAGAAAGGUUUUGUAAACAAACGAAAGGGAGCCCUGUAUGUGCCGAGGAAACGAAUGCUGCUGCUCACUACCGGUCCGAAGCUGAUUUACAUUGAUCCCGUGCAGAUGGUUAAGAAAGGCGAAAUCCCUUGGAGCGAUAAGCUGCGAGCAGAAGCAAAAAAUUUUAAAAUGUUUUUCGUACAUACGCCUCAUCGAACUUAUUACUUAGAGGAUUCUCAAGGUUAUGCGCUUAAAUGGUGUCAAGCAAUACAAGAAAUGCAUGAUAAAGUUUACAAAAAAUAAAUAAUUCAAUAAUUAAAGCGUAACUUUCAAUGUAGUGUAAUUAUUAUAAAUGCAACUGAUUGAAA
This is a messenger RNA of Aedes albopictus (Asian tiger mosquito), 1784 nucleotides long. Its product is annotated as 3-phosphoinositide-dependent protein kinase 1-like. Gene Ontology annotation, molecular function: protein serine/threonine kinase activity; ATP binding. Gene Ontology annotation, biological process: intracellular signal transduction; peptidyl-serine phosphorylation. The coding region runs from base 196 to 1719 and encodes 507 amino acids. The transcript is spliced from 5 exons. Lineage: Eukaryota; Metazoa; Arthropoda; Insecta; Diptera; Culicidae. The record is from RefSeq and is a predicted model, not a curated record.